Clarias gariepinus (North African catfish) is the source of this 1792-nucleotide messenger RNA. RefSeq names its product immunity-related GTPase family, q1 (gene irgq1). The coding region runs from base 211 to 1695 and encodes 494 amino acids. The record is from RefSeq and is a predicted model, not a curated record. Gene Ontology annotation, molecular function: GTP binding. Lineage: Eukaryota; Metazoa; Chordata; Actinopteri; Siluriformes; Clariidae. Gene Ontology annotation, cellular component: membrane. The transcript is spliced from 3 exons.
GUGGUUUCUCCUUUAAUGUCAUAGAGUUUAACUCUGUCCACUGGUGACUUAUUAGGUUCAUAGUCAUCUGGCAAAUGCUUAUAAAAAGAUAUUUAAAAUGCGAUUAUUUCCAGUUAAACCUGAGCUGUAUGCCUGUUUCGCACUGCUGUACUUUGGUUAGCGGCGUCUGCUUUCACUUUCUCUCUCUCAGUGACUUGUUAAACUUGCGAAAUGGAAAGCUUCGGAUUUCAUGUUCCAGAAAAGAUCCCAGAAGAGUACAUCUGCAAACUUAUGGAGGCAGUACAGUCUACAAGCCCAGACAGAAUCCCUCAACACUUUAUAAGUUUGUUGAAAAUGUAUGAUCAGUUCCAGUUGAAUGUUGCUGUGACAGGAGACUCUGGUGCAGGAAAAUCUACACUGAUCAAUGCCCUCCUUGGACUGGAUCAUGACGACAAAGGAGCUGCACCAACAGGAGUUGUGGAGACCACAAUGGAACCUACAGUGUUUCAAUAUCCAGAUUGUCCCCAAGUGAGACUGUGGGACCUUCCAGGGAUGGGCACACCCUCUUUUAGAUCAAAGAGUUAUGUAGAGGCAAUAAACUUUCAUCUCUAUGACAUGUUUUUUGUCGUGAUAUCUGAGCGGUUUAGAGAAAACAAUCUGUGCCUGAUUGAUGAAAUAAAAAAACAAAAGAAACCUUUUUAUGUUAUUAGAACAAAAGUAGACAGUGACUUGCAUGCGCAAAGUAGAAAACAAAACUUCACUGAAAGUGCGGCUUUAACUGCCAUGAGAGAUGAAUGUUUAAAAUAUGUAGAAGGAAAAAAUCUGCAUCCACAUAUCUUCUUAGUAUCGGCCCAUGACACAAAGCACUAUGAAAUGCAGAAACUCAAGGACACCUUCGAGACGGAGGCUCCAGAACUUAAAAGAGAGGUUUUUCCUCUGUUCUUGGUGAAUUUGUGCAGUGGAGACAGGAAGAAACAAAGGACUGUUAUGCAACAUGCAUUGAAGAGUGGAAAAAUCAGUGAAGAAGGAAUAUUGGACCUGAGAAAUUUCUGCAAAUGUUUUGACAUUGCAAAUGGAACCAAAGUGCUUACAACUGCACUGGAGGCUCUUGACCACUUUCAGCUUGAUGUGGCUGUUUUAGGGGAGACAGGAUCUGGAGUAACCACUCUUCUAAAUGGCCUAACGAGAUCACAGAAUGCCUUUUACUCAGUGCUUGGAAUGCCAGCAACAAGUCCACAGUACCCAAAUGUCAGAUUCUGGGCUGUGUCAGGAAUAGAGAACAUUAUGAUGAACUCCUUGGAUAGGAUGAAGCAAAUUUUGGAUCAUUUUGAUUUCUAUGUGCUUAUUGUGACAGAAUGGGAAAAUGCACACCACAUUGACCUUGCAAAAGUUAUUAAAAAUUUACGGAAGCAGUACCACUUUGUACAGACAAAAAUUGACUGCUAUUUGCAGGCCCAAGAAGAUUUGUAUGUUCCUGAGAUUGAAAUUCUAGAUGGCCUUCGAGCCCAGUGUGCUGAGGAGCUUCUGAUGGCAAGUGUUAACAAUUCACAGCUAUUCCUCAUAAACAGUUUAGACAAAGAUGCUUUUGACUUUGUCAGUCUAGAGAGUGUAUUAGGCAGUGACCUGGACACUAUAAGGGCAAGUGCUUUUGCAUAUUAUGUUGACAGAACUUUGAAAAACAAAAAGCAAGCACAAAGCAGCUGUCAGAUAUUAUAGCUGCAUGACUCUCCAGGGUGUUGUUCUCUGUGACAGUGGACUAUUUUUUAAAAAACAUGAAUACCAAAUUUUAUCCAACAUUUACAUAAUCACUUAU